CUUUCUCUUAUCUCUGAUGCUUCAUUUGCUGGAUUUGUGCCUGCCAUAAAGCUAGUGAAGGCACAGGAAUCUUGCCAGGAAUUUUUUUAAAAAUUACACUUGACAGUGUGGCAGCAUCCAUAUCUGAAUGUGUUCAAGCACUUUAAAGUGGAGGAAUGGAAAAGGUCCACCAAGGAGGGCGAUGUGACAACCUUGAUGGACAAGACUCUGAAAGGGACGGUCUAUCGCAUCAGUGGUGCUGUUCCUGCCAGUAACUACCUGCAGCUUCCCAAGACCAGUACGCAGUCACUGGGCCUUACUGGUCAUUAUCUCUAUAUCCUCUUCAAGCCGAUACCAGCCAGAUACUUUGUGGUGCACCUGGAUGUUACCACUGAGGACAGCCGGGUGAUCCGCAUCUCUUUUUCCAACCUUUUUAAAGAGUUCAAGUCAACAGCCACUUGGCUGCAGUUCCCCUUUAUUUGUGGGGCAGCGAAAGGGACGGUCUACGAAAGCACAGCCAAAGCUUCCAAGCGAGAUUUGGUGGGCCUGGCUCCCAGCAAUGUGCGGUGGACUUUCCUGGCGCUUGAUCUCCGCUAUAUUCUCUCCCUGUACUUGAACAGAAGCUUCAGCCAUCUGAAGGGCAUCAAGCUCUGUUCCAACCUGCUGGUGAAAAACCUGUUCACUAGCGACUUGGUCUUUGACCCCGCCAUGACCUUCUCUGAGGCUCAUCAGUCCAAACUGACGUUGCACGGCAUUUCCCCCAUACCGCGGGAAAUGGCAUUUCCUGUUCCAAAAGGUGAAACAUGGCAUGAACUCUAUGAUUACGUUAGGUUCCCUUCUGAUGGGUCCAAGAUGCCAUUUGACUCUAUUCAAAAAGGCACUUUGAAUCCUGCUGCAGUUGUUCAUGCAGAAGAUGAUCCAGUUGGCCAGGUGCCAGAAGAAGUAUCUCUGAGCAAGCCUGUCCGGGACAGAGUGUCUCUUAUCCAACAAAUUACCAGUCCCAAAGAGAUGCCUCGCCAGUCGCCCCUCCUUACGCAGCGCAUCCCCAGGAAUCACAGGGCAGCCUCUGAGCCUCUGCAGCCCUCAGACACCUUGGGUCACACCUGCUGGGGAGAAGGCCUGCAGGCCAGGGGGGAUUCCUGCCUGCCAGGCCCUCCCGUGCAUGACGACAGCAUUCAUGUGUAUGCCCACAGAAAUGGGGAUGUGACUGUCCAUGCAAUCAGCGUUGAUUCGGAUGAGAGUGGGUACGCACAAAUGCCUAGGCCAAGGGUAAUCUCUGCCAAGAACUCUGCUCGCAGCACGAUUGGUCUGCAGAGGCUCUUACCGGAUCCGAUCCUGAGGCUGAAGAAGAUUAUUGGGUUUGGAGGCUGCAGCACCAGAUGGGCUCUGUGGGCUGCCGACGGGUCCGAGGUGGUCUAUCCCUGCCACGCUCUGAUUGUUGCAAUAAAGCUUGACUCUGGCAAGCAGAGGUUCUUUGCUGGCCACACUGAUAAGGUGGUGGCACUGGCCUUCAAUGGCAACUGCACUUUGUUGGCGUCUGUGCAGGUGGGGCAACUGAGCAUGAUGCGCCUCUGGGACUUUCCGGCAGGGAAGUUCCUCUGCAUGUUUAAAGCAGGCAUGCAUUCGGUCUCUUGCCUCAGCUUUUCCUACAGUGGGAGUGUCUUGUGCGGCACUGGGAAAGACAGUCAUGGGAAAACGGUGGUGGUGGUCUGGAGCACCCUUCAGGCACAUCAUGGCGGGGAGGUGGUGGCACUGGCCAAGGCGCACACGGAUGUGGACAUCCAGACCAUGAAGAUUGCUUUUUUUGAUGAUACCAGGAUGGUGUCAUGUGGAAGAGACAAUGUGAGGCUGUGGAGGGUCCGGAGCGGAGUGCUGCGCUCCUGCCCGGUAAACUUAGGCGAAUACCGUUCUCUGGAGUUCACAGACCUGGCUUUCGAGGCCGGCCAUUCCUCCCAGCGCGAGCCAGAAGACAGGACUCUGUUUGUUUGCAGCCGGAGUGGGCAUGUUUUGGAAAUAGACUACAAAAACAUCACUGUCAAAAAUGCCCGACGCCUCCUACCAUCCGAGGUGAAGCACUCUCACCAGCAAGAAAAGCAAACGUUUAACUCAGGUCCUGGGAUUGCACUGAACAGCAUAAGCCUGUCUUCAAGUUUCUGUGCUACGGCCUCCGAAGACGGCUACGUGCGCCUCUGGCCGCUGGAUUUCUCCGAAGUCUUCUUGGAAGCAGAGCAUGACUACCCAGUGAGUUCUGUUCGAAUCAGCCCAGAUAAUCUGAAGGUUUUGUGCACAACUGCCACUGGGAAUGUGGGCUGCCUGGACAUCCAGUCUAGAGACUACUGCACAAUUAUGCGCUCCCACAUGGAUUCUGUUUUGGCCUUCUCUGUGGAGAGAUCCCAGAAGCAACUAGCGACUGUAUCUCAGGAUAACACCAUUCGCAUCUGGAACCUGGAGUCUAUGCAGCAGCUGUAUGAAUUCACUGCCUCUGAUGAGACCCCAUGUGCCGUGGCAUUUCAUCCCUCCCAACACAUUUUCGCCUGUGGUUUCGGUUCUGGUGUGGUGAGGACCAUCAGCUUGGCUGCCUCAGCACUGCUUGAGGAACACAAGCAGCAUCGUGGCUCAAUCACUGGUUUGACCUUCUCCCCAGAUGGCAAUUUUAUGUACAGCUCCUGCACUCAUGGAACCCUGGCUCUUUAUAACUGUGCCAUCCAGAAAAGCCACACUGUCAGAGUUCUGGCUAACGUGGUGUCCCAAGAUGCUGACCAUGCACCUGAUGCCCUGUCUGUCAGCUGCGAUGGGCGCCUCCUGGCCUUUGUGGGACCCUCCAAAUACAUUGUGACGCUCAUGGACGCCCCGACACUCGAUGAGCUACUGAGAAUAGACGUGAGCAUACUGGACCUGGACAGUACUGCCCUGGAUGUAGCUGAGAGGGUCUGCUUUGCUCCUUUUCCUCUUGGCCACUGUUUGGUAACAACCUCCUCACAAAAGAUUCUUGUGCUGGAUGCCAAGUCUGGGCGCUUGAUCCGGAUGGUCUCGCAUGUGCACAAACAGUCUUGCUCUUCAUUGGCCUUGAGCCCAGAUGCUCGUUACCUCCUGACCGCUGGUGACAGGGUGAUCAAGGUGUGGGAUUAUGAGAUGAGAUUCGACAUCAGCUCCCAGGUGUUCAUUGGCCAUUCGGAGCCAGUGCAGCAGGUGCGGUUCACUCCUGACCAAAAGCAAGUGAUCAGUGUGGGAGAUGCCAUCUUUCUGUGGGAUUUCCUAGGUGUGUUUGCAGAAGAGUCCUCCAAGGAUGAAAUCGAUUCUGCUGAGUCCUUGAAUUCUCCCAAAGCUGAGGCCAUUCUGCAAGAGUUGCACAAUUUGACCCCCGGCGCCAAUGAUGCUCCCCGCCAGCUGGUCCCUGUGCCUUCCGUCGUGUCUCCACCAUGUCUGGACCUCAGCUCCAUCCCACGAAUGGCAGAUGAGGAUAUUUUUUCUGAAUCUGAAGAAGAGAAGGAAUCGUCUCCGAAAGGCUGCAGUGGAGAGGUUGCUAAUGGGGAUAAAGGCUGCUCUUUGAAGGAAGUCCACGGUGAAGAGCUUCCGGUCCAGAGGCCUAAAGCCAUUCAGCCUUCAUCAAGAUCCUGUAGCCACGCAGGGAAUGAACACAGGAAGGAGACCCAGAGUUCCCAGCCGCAGGACCUUAUCCGCCCAGACUGCUACCGACACUUUACCCCUCGUUUCAAAACUUCUGCACCCCACAAGGCAUUCUGCUCUCCGCUAGCUGCUAAUGAGAACCUGAAACUAAAAACGGUCAUUGGCUAUAAUGGAAAUGGGAGGGGGAAUAUGGUCUGGAAUCCAGAUACAGGUUUCUUUGCCUACAGCUGUGGCUGUGUGCUCAUAGUUGAAGACCUGCACUCUGGAUCUCAGCAGCAUUGGCUUGGCCAUCCUGAGGAAAUUUCAACACUGGCACUUAGCCAUGAUGCUCAGGGCCUUGCCUCUGCCUCUGGCCAGGGCCGUAGAGACGCACGCUGCCAAAUCCGCAUCUGGGACGUUCAGAGUGGGACAUGUCAAAAGGUUCUGUUCCAUCACGAGACCCAAGUGCAAGCCAUGGCAUACUCGCGAGAUGACCGCUUCCUCGUUACACUAGGGGAUUAUGUUGACAGAAUCAUUGCUCUGUGGAGUGCCCACACAUACGACCUGAUGUCCUCUACCCGGCUCUCUGAGCCAGUCCACGAAGUUGCCUUCAGCCCACUUUCCGUGGGACACCUCACCUGCGUGGGAAAGGGAGCCGUGACCUUCUGGCUAAUGGAGCAGCAGGGAGCUGACAUCAGCCUCAAGGUUCACAGAGUCCCCGUUCCCGAUGCUGUCGGCCCAGUGGAGCUUACGUCCCUGUGCUACAGCGCUGGCUGCCUUCUGUACAUUGGGACCAGUGCGGGACAGAUCUGUGCCUGGGACAUGGAGGUCAGCCGCUGCUUCAUGACCUGGGAAGCAACAGAGGGGGAGAUCGGUGUGCUAAAGUGUCACACUAACCGGCUUGUCAGUGGCAGCAACACCAAGAAAAUCCAGCUGUGGUCCGUGGCGGCUGUCCAGGAGUUGCGAGUAAAAGGUUCUAGUGCCAGCUCCAGCUCAGUCCUCUUGGAGCAGGAAAUGACCCUGGACGGGACCAUAGUGAGUGCCGCCUUUGACGACUGCAUGGACAUGGGGAUCGUUGGCACUACGGCGGGGACGCUGUGGUACAUCAACUGGGUGGACAGCACCAGCAUCCGGCUGAUCAGCGGGCACAAGAAUAAGGUGCACGACGUGGCCUUCAGCCCCGGCGAGUCCCACUGUGCCACCUGUGGGGAGGACGGCAGUGUGAGGGUCUGGUCCCUGGCCAGCAUGGAGCUGGUGGUGCAGUUUCAAGUGCUCAAUCAGAGCUGCAUUUGCCUGGCCUGGAGCCCAUCGCCCAGCUCGGUCAGCGGGGCAGAGAGCCGGCAUAUAGUGGCAGGAUAUAGCGAUGGCACCAUGCGUGUGUUCAGCAUCUCACGGACGGAGAUGGAACUGAAAAUGCACCCGCACUCGGUGGCUGUGACAGCCCUCGGAUAUUCCGCAGAUGGGGAGAUCAUCUUGUCUGGAGGGAAGGAUGGACUCAUGGCUGUCAGCAGUCCGCGAACAGGGAUGACGGUCCGGGUCCUGGCCGACCACCGCUCCUCUCCCAUCAGUGUCAUCCACUGCACAAGGAAGCAGCACACUGAACUUGGGGUUGAAGGUGGUGAUCUUUGGUUGGCUGCAAGUGCUGAUCGACGUGUCAGUGUCUGGGUCUCUGACUGGAGGAAGGACAAAUGUGAGCUCAUUGAUUGGCUAAGCUUCCCAGCCCCUACGGGCCCUGAGGUGUCCGGCCCUUUACCUCCUAGCCUGGCAGCAUUUUGCCCUUGGAACAAAAACAUGAUUGUUUAUGUGGGCUUUGGAUUACAGAAGGAGAUCCUCUUCUACAGCCUGCAGCAGAAACAGGUCGUUGAGAAGAUCCCGUUGCCUUACUUUGCCAGCUCCUUGAGCUUGUCUCCUGCUGCCUGCGCCAUAGCGGUGGGCUUCAGCGAGCGGGUCUUGAGGCUGAUCGACCACGCAGUAAAGACUGGCCAGGACUAUGUGGGGCACGACGACGCGGUUUGCCUCUGCAGGUUCACCCCCUCUGGGAAGCGCCUCUUCACAGCUUCAUACAAUGAGAUCUUUGUGUGGGAGGUCCAGAACAGAUGAACAGAGCGCGCCAUCGCCGGCUACCCCGGCUUGGAGCCCAGCAGAACCACUCACACAGUUGCUGCCUCUGAGCACUGAAAACUACUCCCGUUGCUAUGCACCAGCUCCAACUUCCAGUUCUGAGCUUAGCGGCCAACCUUUCAGAUCCGUGGUAGUCUCCAGUGCAGGGGUCCAUGUGGGAACAGUUUUGCCGGCAAGCUGAACUGCCCCACAAUUUUAAAGACACUCGUAUCAGAAGAAGGCGGUGCUGUGGCAAUCAGCCAGCAUGUAGGGAUUGGGCACAAACCUUUCGUAUAUGCAAGUUGCUGCCCUUUCUUGCGUGUGUGUGCAUGUGGGCACAGUGAGGAAUUCUUUUGAUCCCCCGUCUGUUCCCAGCAGCUCUGGCCAGUCUUCUCUCUUUCCCAGUUCAAUGAGCAGGCUCCCUUGAUAGCGCCUCCUGAAGUUUGAGAUGGAGAAGACAUUUGGAGUAUUGGCAAGUGGUGGGCAUUACCUAGAUUUUAUGGGAAGGAUUUGUAACUCUUUGAAUAUGUGUCCCAGACGAUCAGCAGACUCAGAGUGCUCAGCACAGUGCUCCCUUCCGACACGCAAGGCGCAAAUGGUGCAUCCCUUGGCUAAUUUUCCUGCGCAUGGAGGCGACCGCAGUGGCUGAGCAAGCUGCUCGGACAACCAAGGCUCCCUGGCCUGCCCCUUGUGGGCCAAAGCAGCAGCACUGGGCGAUACUGUGGACCUUCCCACCGAACGCCCCAGCCCCUGCUGAGGAGGGCCGUCUGUGGCCGGCAGCGGAAGCGCAGCUCUGCAGUGCCGCUCGUGAGGUGGCAGAGAGAGCAAGGUGAUGUUCUGGUUAUCUUUGGUUAUGUAUGUUACUUGGGUUCUCUCGCUCCGUGCGUGUGUAAAAUUUUAUUUUUCUACGCCUUAAAAUGGAACCUCUGCUUUGGUUGUUCAUCCUUUUCCGUACUAAAUUUUGGGUUUAUGUUUGUGCCUUAGCUAUAUUUUCUAUCAAUGGGAGGUGAACAAGAAGAAAUUUCAGUAAAGGGGGAAGGGAUCACCAAUUUACUGAAUUUGCUCAGCACAAGCUCAUGUAAAAAAACAAUCCUAAAUAUUAUUAAACAUGCUCAGAAGCUUGGAAGUGGGGGGAGUGGCAACCACUGAGUACAUUUUGUGAGUAUAAAUUUGACUUUUUAGACAAUAUUUUUAAAGGAAUGUUAUUAGGAAGAUUCUAGAGUUUUAUAUUUAAUUUGUGCAAGUUUGUGUGUUUGCUUUGGUUUCAGACUGAAUAGAUUAUCGGGUACAAGUUUCCUUUUUAGGUACAGACCUACCUAGAAGGAAACCUGGACCCCAGGUAACAGUGAAAUAACUAGUAUUCCCACUCAUUCAUUGUAGUCCUGUAAUAGCACAGAAUCACAUCGCUACCAUUAAGGAAGAAGUAGGAGAAAGGGAAUUUUCUUGUGUUCAGUUUUUAAUUCCAAAUAAAUGAAGUUUUUUGCCUAUGAA
Varanus komodoensis (Komodo dragon) is the source of this 7176-nucleotide messenger RNA. It is a transcript of the gene WDR90, whose product is annotated as WD repeat domain 90. The record is from RefSeq and is a predicted model, not a curated record. The transcript is spliced from 43 exons. Gene Ontology annotation, cellular component: centriole. Bases 196 to 5685 code for a protein of 1829 amino acids. Lineage: Eukaryota; Metazoa; Chordata; Lepidosauria; Squamata; Varanidae. Gene Ontology annotation, molecular function: protein binding.